Messenger RNA from Synchytrium microbalum, 2157 nucleotides. RefSeq lists its product as uncharacterized. NCBI's taxonomy places the organism in Eukaryota, Fungi, Chytridiomycota, Chytridiomycetes, Synchytriales, Synchytriaceae. Gene Ontology annotation, biological process: mitotic cell cycle; microtubule-based movement. Gene Ontology annotation, cellular component: microtubule. Bases 1 to 2157 code for a protein of 718 amino acids. Gene Ontology annotation, molecular function: ATP binding; plus-end-directed microtubule motor activity; microtubule binding. The record is from RefSeq and is a predicted model, not a curated record. The transcript is spliced from 11 exons.
AUGGCUUCCACACCUAAGAAACCUAUCGCAGGUGCCUCCUCGGCGUCAAGUCCAGGUUCUGUGUCGUCGACGCCCUCAAAGAGAACAAGUGAAGGUGGUGGUGGUCCUGCCACUACCUGCCAUGUAACUGUCAGAAUAAGGCCGUUGAUGUCUGAUGAAAUUUAUGGAAACCAAUUCAGUGCAUGGGAAGUGGACGAAAACACCAAUAGAGUCGGAACUUCGUCCGAGUUCAACGAGAGAAACAGAUUCAACAAGGAACAGCCAGAGUUCUUUUACGAUGAGGUGGCUACUGGCAGUGACAAUCACGCGCUGUACUCGAGUGCUAUCAAAGAGCUCGUUAUUGCAACAAUGGAAGGAUAUAGUGGAACUACGUUUGCGUAUGGUCAAACGGCUUCUGGAAAGACGUAUACCAUGAUGGGAACAGAUACGGAGCCUGGUAUCAUUCCUCAGGCGGUUGAUGAUGUGUUUACUUACAUUCGUGAACAACCUUCUGAUCGUGAAUACUUGCUACGUGUGUCGUAUAUAGAAAUCUACAAUGAGACUAUUCGAGAUUUACUUGCACCAGAUCAAACGGAUUUACGCAUUCAUGAAGAUCGCAAGCGAGGUGUCUAUGUAUCGCCACUCAAAGAAGAAAUAGUUACAACACCAAAACAAGUCAUGAAAGUUAUUGCUCGUGGUGAACAGAAUAGACACUUUGGAUCAACGGAUUACAAUCAGCAUAGCAGUCGAUCACAUACAAUAUUUCAAAUGAUUAUUGAAAGUCGAGAUCGAAAUGCUGCAUCAUUGGUACCCAGUCCAGAACCGAAACCUGGUGUACUGGCAGGUCGACCUUCUCCUUCCGCGUCGAAAUCAUCGAGACCAUCCGCCACCGCAUCAACAGGAACCGUGACAAUAUCUCAAUUGAAUCUCAUUGACUUGGCAGGCUCAGAAAGAGCAGCGUCCAAUGCUGAACGACGAGCUGAAGGCUCGUUCAUCAAUAAGUCAUUGUUAACUCUGGGCAAUGUGAUUGCCAAAAUUACAGAAGACAAGGGUGGUCACGUCCCAUUUCGAGACUCGAAACUUACUCGAAUACUACAAUCUUCGUUGACUGGUCAAGCUAGAAUUGCUGUCGUUUGUACAAUAUCACCAACAACUGCCAACUUUGAGGAAUCUCACAACACACUCAAAUUCGCAUCUCGUGUGAAGAAAGUAGUAUCACGAGCAUCUCAAAAUCAAAUGAUGGAUGAGAAAGCUCUGAUUCAGAAAUACAAGGGAGAGAUUCAAGAACUUAGAGAGCAACUCUUUAAUACUAACGAGUUGCUUGAAAUGGAACGACAGAAGGAGACUGUAUCUAUCAAAGAAGAAAGAUUAUUGUUUCAGGAGCAGUUGCAUGAGAGUCAGUUGGUGCGAACUGCUCUCAAGGAACGAAUAGAUCACCUUACAAAACUCAUUUUGACCUCAAGCAAUACGACACCUAAAGCUAUAUUGGAUUGGAAUCAUACUGAUAAGAGGCAAUCAGUCAUUGUUGAAGGCCUACUACCUCAAUCUGCCAAAUCGCCAACAGCACCAAAUAGCGGACUAUUACAAUCGCCAGCAGAAAACGAUUCUACAACAACACCAACAUCUCGCCAAACAUCCCAAGAAGAUAUAAUAGCAUCCCAACAGCAUACAUACUCGACUAUAGGCACCACCACCACAUCAGAACUCGAGAAAACGAUUACAGAAUUGAGACAAUCGCAUUCAUCCAACCCGCAUCUAGCAGCCAUGCUAAUAGACCUACAAUCCAAUCCGAAACUUACCUUACUCGCACUGGCCCAAACACGCAUGGACUUGAUUGAAGCACGACGAGAUAGGGAAGAAUUAGAAUUAUGUGUGGAAGAACAGCAAGAAAAGAUUGCUUCUCUUGAAUCUGGUGGUGGUGGAAGCGGUGGUAGUGUCAGAGAACAUUAUCAGCCAGUCCGGAAAUCAUCUAUAGGCGGCUCAUCAGUCAAAUCAUCAGGUACAACAGAUGCACUGGAUGAAGCUCGAGAGCAGAUAUCAGAGCUUGAAAUACAACGUAAAAACUUGCAAUCUCAAGUCAUUGAAUUGAAGGAUCAUGUGAGAAGGCUUGAGCUGGCGCAAUUUGAACAAUUAGAGUCACAGGCUAGAGGGGAGGAAAAUGAGCAAGAGUCUUAUUAA